Centrocercus urophasianus (Greater sage-grouse) is the source of this 2965-nucleotide messenger RNA. It is a transcript of the gene ENPP3, whose product is annotated as ectonucleotide pyrophosphatase/phosphodiesterase 3. The record is from RefSeq and is a predicted model, not a curated record. Bases 107 to 2767 code for a protein of 886 amino acids. The transcript has 25 exons. NCBI's taxonomy places the organism in Eukaryota, Metazoa, Chordata, Aves, Galliformes, Phasianidae. Gene Ontology annotation, molecular function: nucleic acid binding; metal ion binding; nucleoside triphosphate diphosphatase activity. Gene Ontology annotation, biological process: nucleoside triphosphate catabolic process.
AAGUACAUACACACUUGAAGCACGAGCAGCCUCUCAGUUGCAGCCAAGCCAGCUGUGCAGCGAGAGAAGCACAGUGUGUGUGCAGCUGAGAGCAGGCGUCAGCGGAAUGGAUCCAAACAGUGAAAUUGGCAUGCAUCAAAGCGGACAUUUGGAUGAGGUGAUUUUACAACCAAUGGAAUAUGUGAAGAGAAAAACACUCCAGAGAUACAAGAUCAUCUGUGGUGUUCUGCUAAGUGCUUUGGUGGUUGUAUCUCUGGGACUAGGUCUGGGACUGGGACUAAACCGUGGAGCCCAGGAGCAAGUCAGCUGCAGACACAAGUGCAACGAGCCCUAUCGGAAAGAGGUGGCAGGCUGCCAGUGUGAUAGCAGCUGCGAGGAGCGUCAGGACUGCUGCUGGGACUAUGAAGAUGCCUGCGUGGAGCCAACUCGAUCCUGGAGUUGCACUAAUUUCCGUUGUGGUGAGACAAGAUUACCUGGAAGUUAUUGUUCUUGUUCUGAUGACUGUUUGCAGGAAAAUGACUGCUGUGUAAACUACAAUACUGUUUGCAAAGGUGAAAUACCUUGGGUAGAAGAACCGUGUAUUUCACUUGAAACUCCUCAGUGUCCAGCUGGAUUUGAUCUGCCACCACUUAUCCUUUUCUCAAUGGAUGGUUUUAGAGCAGAAUAUCUGCAAACAUGGAGUUCUUUGCUGCCAAAUAUUGAAAAGCUCAAAACAUGUGGCACACAUUCAAAAUACAUGAGAGCUGCUUACCCCACAAAAACAUUUCCAAACCACUAUACUAUUGUCACAGGAUUGUAUCCAGAAUCUCAUGGUAUUAUUGAUAACAACAUUUAUGAUGUAGAUUUGAACAAGCAUUUCUCACUUUCAAGCACAGAAAAAUUUGAGCCUUCAUGGUGGCAGGGUCAGCCAAUAUGGCUGACAGCAAUGUACCAAGGUCUGAAAGCAGGCACCUUCUUCUGGCCAGGCUCUGAUGUUCCAAUUAAUGGUACAUACCCCAACUUUUUCUAUUUAUUCAACGGUUCAGUUGCGUAUGAAGAGAGAAUUUCAGGAAUACUAAAAUGGCUUGAUAAAACCAAAUCUGAGAGGCCUGAUUUCUACACUUUGUAUAUUGAAGAACCAGAUACUUCUGGACAUUCAUUUGGACCAGUUAGCGGUGGUGUAAUCAAAGCUUUACAGCUAGCAGAUCAAACGCUGGGAAUGCUAAUGGAGGGGCUUAAACAGAGAAACCUUCACAACUGUGUAAACCUCAUUGUUUUAGCUGAUCAUGGGAUGGAUAUGACCUACUGCAGCCAAUUAGAAUACAUGACUAAUUACUUCAGUGAGAUUAAUUUCUACAUAUAUGCUGGGCCUGCAGCUCGCAUUCGAGCACGCAUCGUUCCACAGAACUAUUAUACUUUUGACUCAGAAGGAAUUGUUAAAAACCUCACAUGCAAAAGGUCACCUCAACACUUUAAGCCCUAUCUGACACCUAACUUGCCAAAACGAUUUCAUUAUGCUAACAACAUUCGUAUUGAUAAAGUUCAUCUUCUGGUGGAUCGACAGUGGCUGGCUGUGAGGGACAACAGUUACACAUUUUGUGAUCAGGGUAACCAUGGUUAUGACAAUGAAUUUAAAAGUAUGGAGGCUAUAUUCCUAGGAUAUGGCCCAGGCUUUAAAGAAAAAACAGAAGUGGAUGCUUUUGAAAACAUAGAGGUUUACAACCUUAUGUGUGAUCUGCUGCAAAUUACACCAGCACCAAACAAUGGCACACAUGGUAGCUUAAAUCAUCUGCUAAAAAAACCUUUUUACAGCCCUUCAUAUGCAAAAGAAGAGUCAUCUCCUGUUUCAUGUCCGGUUUCCCAUCUGACUCCCGUAGAUGAACUGGAAUGCACAUGCCAGGGUGUGACAAAUGCUUCAGAAAUUAACGAGAGGUUAAAUCUCACCACAGAUGAAAUAAAGAAUGCAACUUUAUAUAAUUUGCCAUAUGGGAGACCUCAAGUUCUUCAGAAAGAAAGCACCUACUGCCUCCUUCCCCAUCAUCAGUAUGUGAGUGGAUACAGUCAUGAUAUCUGGAUGCCACUAUGGACUGCGUACACUGUGACUAAUCCUGAAAGCACAUCUUCUCUUCCUCCCACUGUUUCAGACUGUCUGCGGGCUGAUGUUAGAAUCCCCGUUGCUCAUAGCCAAAAUUGUUCCAACUACCCAGAAGGGCUGGACUUGACCUAUGGUUUCCUCUACCCUCCCAAUUUCAAUUCAUCUGCACUUGAACAAUAUGAUGCCUUACUCACCAGCAACAUUGUUCCCAUGUAUAGAGCUUUUAAAGACAUAUGGGACUAUUUCCAUGAUGAACUUCUUCAGAAGUAUGCUAGAGAAAGGAAUGGAGUAAAUGUUAUCAGUGGACCAGUGUUUGAUUACAAUUAUGAUGGCCAUUUUGAUACUCUUGAUGAAAUUACACAGCAUGUAAACAACACACAAAUCCCUGUCCCAACCCAUUACUUUGUGAUUCUGACCAGCUGCAAGAACACAUCCUAUACUCCACUGAACUGUGCAGGCUCCUUGGAUGCUUUGUCCUUCAUCAUUCCUCAUCGACCUGACAAUACUGAAAGCUGCGCUGAUAACAGGUCGCCUUCUGAAUGGGUUGAAGAAAGAGUUCAGGCCCAUUCCGCUCGUGUUCGGGAUGUGGAGCUGCUCACUGGACUUGACUUUUACCAGGAAAGACAGGAACCUAUCUCUGAGAUCUUACAGCUAAAGACAUUUUUGCCAACAUUUGAGACUGAAAUCAACUGAAUUUCAGUUUAAAAAGUGCCAGUAUUUGGAAGGAAGAAAAUCAAAAUGAUUUAACUUUUACCUGAGUAAAUAUGAGGGAAAUGUAACUACAGCACCUCAUCAAGAAAAGACACAUGCACAGCUAAUUUCUUUCCUUUCCUUUCCUUUCCUUUCCUUUCCUUUCCUUUCCUUUCCUUUCCUUUCCUUUCCUUUCCUUUC